This is a messenger RNA of Plodia interpunctella (Indianmeal moth), 2825 nucleotides long. It is a transcript of the gene Dronc, whose product is annotated as caspase-6-like. Gene Ontology annotation, biological process: regulation of apoptotic process; proteolysis. Lineage: Eukaryota; Metazoa; Arthropoda; Insecta; Lepidoptera; Pyralidae. The record is from RefSeq and is a predicted model, not a curated record. The coding region runs from base 336 to 1760 and encodes 474 amino acids. The transcript has 8 exons. Gene Ontology annotation, molecular function: cysteine-type endopeptidase activity.
AUUAUCCAAUCAAAUCACAGCAACUAGAAAAAUAGGUCUUUGGUUGUGAUUUUAUUGGAUGGUUUUGAUUUGUAACACAACCAUUUUUCUCCGUAGGUUAGGUUCCUCAAUGGUUGUUGUUCAAUCACCUUUAGACUUGCUUUAUACCUACCUAGUGUGUACCUACUUGCUUUGUCUGUGGAGUGAAUGAACACAAUACAAAAAACUGAAGUUGUUGUCAUUUGGUUGGUUGUUAUUUGUUAUACCUAUAUGGGGAUAUCAAUCUGUUUUUUAAAGCGAAUUAUAGUGCAUAAUUAUAUAUUGGAACAAACACUACAUAAACCAACUCAAAUAAAAUGGAUCCUAGACAUAAAGCCGCUAUUCAGAACCAUUAUCCAUCUCUAGUAGCGCAGACCGAUCUAAAUGUGAUGCUUUCAUCUCUUUACGAAAAAGGCGUGUUUGCUGAGCACAUGAUAGAACAAUACAAGAAUCCACAUACUAGUGAUACAAACCACAAGCGAAAUUUAUAUUUGCAUUUGAUGCGCAGAGGGCCUAAUGCUUUUAGACAUCUAAUUGACACACUUUGGGAGAAUGGUUUAUGGGGCUUAGCCAGAGAGUUGGACCCUGAAGGGGAGUUCCAUGGACGUCCCCGAACCACAGUUGAAAGAUCAUCUAAUAAUGACGAGAGCAGUUUCAUCAGUAUAAGCUCUAAAAAAAAGGAGAAGGCGAAAUCUGAAGCUAAGACAAAAAACGUGACAGCAUCCCCCCCUCCCCCGCCGCCAGUGCCGCCGCCCCCGCCUGCGAUGCCUGAAUCGAGUGAACCACCCUUUGUUGUGAAGAAAUGUACAGAGCCAAUUGUAGACGAAGGAAAUGACAUCAAGAUAUACCCGGUGGGCCGCGCGCGCCGGCAGCGCGUGAUGCUGCUGUACACGUACAUGCACUUCGAGCACGACAUCGAGCACACGCGGCGCGGCGCUGACCGCGACUCCGACAACCUCAAGCUGCUCUUCCACGAGCUCGGCUUCACCUGCGCGUCCUUCUUCGAUCAUAAAAAAGAGGAGACGAUGGCGAGCCUGCGCGAGCUGAGGAGCACGCUGGCGGGCGCCACAUGCGUGUUCGUGGUGGUGUCGUCGCACGGCUACGACCGCCUCGGCUCCUCCGACAACUACUUCCGCUGCCGCGACGGCCAGCUCAUCUCGCUCUAUGAGUUCAUCGAGCACUUCAGCAACAAGGCGCUGCCCAAGCUCCGCGGCGUGCCCAAGGUCUUCAUCUUCCAGACUUGCAGAGGCAACAAGGACCAAGACGACCCGUUCGCGCCGGCGCUGGUGCGCGACGGCCGCGCGCUCGACAACCGCCGCGGCGGACAAGACCUCAACAGCAACAGCCGCGGAGGCAGCACGCUCGACGACCACGCGAGCGCCAAACUUGACAACGACUGUAGCCAAGGAGAUGCCGUCAGCUAUGAUGGCCACAGACGUGUCCAAGCCCAGCCUGACGGCUCCUCGGACGGGUCGCAACAAAGUUCUAGGAUAUUCUCGGAUAUACUCAUCGCGCAUUCCACUGUGCCAGGUUACGUAUCGAACCGCAACCCGGAGGAGGGCUCGUGGUACAUCCAGACGCUGUGCCGCGUGUUCGCUGCGCACGCGCACCACCGCCACGUGGAGGAGCUGCUGACGCUGGUGGACCAGCAGAUGGAGACCCGCUACCACCGCCAGACCUCCUCCGUCGACAAGUGGGGCUUCAACUGCCGGCUCUACCUCAUGCCCGGGCUCCAGGAAUGAAGCUACCACUAGUAUAUACAAUACUGACGUAAGUUGACAGACUGUAAGGGCGGUGUUCACUUAUCUAAUUGCUUGUGUCACAAAAACAAAGUUUGAUUGUUGUCCUUUAUAUCUGUGUUCUUAGAGUUGUCGAUAGCGAUGCAAUUCAUAUUCCCUAUAUGAUUUUCGAGAUCAUACUAUCGAUACAGUCGAAUUUCGAACGCCUUCUCGCACUGUGAUAAAACUAUCUAUUUUUCCAAAAAACACUAGACAGAUACAAAAAAGAUUUCUAUUUAUUCAGAAAGAGAUACUUUGUGGAAAAUCGCCCUUGUUAUGUUGUUGUGACGACCGAACAAAAUGAGGAUGUUUGAUCGACAACUGUGGAAGGAAUAAAACUGUGAUGGUAGCCAACUUUAUAAUAUAUUUAUUUAGUUACAUAUUUUUUUUGUUAUCAAGCUGGCAGUUCUGGACUGUUGCCAACCAAACUGAUUUUGUCACUUUUUUGUGCAUAUCCCAAUGUAAAAUGUAGUAUAUUUAUAUUCUAAGGAUCUCUUUUACCGACAUCUCUACAGGUUAUACUAAGUUGAUGUUAUUUAGAAAAAUACUUUUGACUGCUUGUGACUAAGCUUUUUAGCAAUUAUUAGUUUAAAAUUAAUAUUACAACGACGUUAAGAUGUCGUCAUGUAGAGUAUUUACUGCCAAUCGCAUUUUACUUUGUUUACAAUAAAAUCAUGUUUGUCUUUAUAUGCAAAUUGAUAUCAAUUUUUCUCAUGCAUUUUAAGUACAUACUUGAAUAAAAAUGUUUAGUGAUAAACUGGUUAACACUUAGGUGUAAGUGUAGUGACUAAGUAUAACUUUUAUAUAAAUAGAUCAAUAUUUUUAAAUAUACAAAAAUCCUAGGAAGCAAUAAGGUUGUCAAGAAUGUACUAGUUGCUCAAAUGUGCUAUAUUAGAUACUCUAGUAAUAGUAUUUUAUUUUUAUUAUAAUUGUAUGUUUUUUUUUGUUUGUUAGAUUAUGUUUUUUGAAGCAUGAGGCUUUGAGGAGCAUUGAGGAUUUAUUUUUAUUAAAUUUAUAUUUUUUAGAGCA